AUGAACAUCUGUGGCUUCAACCGGAACCGGGUCCUCCCAGAAGCCCAGGAAAACAAUGUGAAGAAGCACCUACCACGCCCUCUGUCUAGGGUGAAUGGCUGGUCACCACCCCUCCACUCCUUUCAGGCACUAACCUGGACCACCUACCUGACCAUGUCCAUUGUCACCUUUGGGAUCUUUAUCCCCUUUCUGCAAACUACCUGGAAACGUGCUGCCAAUAUUGUGAUGGGUGGGGUGUUCACGUUCCACCUCAUCGUGCACUUGAUCGCAAUUACCAUCGAUCCAGCUGACAACAAUGUCCGACUCAAAAAGGACUACAUGAAGCCUAUGCCGACCUUCGACAGGUCCAAACACGCACAUGUGAUUCAGAACCAGUAUUGCCACCUGUGUGAGGUUACCGUGAGCAAAAAAGCCAAACAUUGCAGCUCCUGCAACAAAUGUGUCUCUGGCUUUGACCACCACUGCAAAUGGCUGAACAACUGUGUGGGCAGGAGAAACUACUGGUUCUUCUUCUGCUCUGUGGCCUCAGCUGCAUUUGGGCUUCUUGGUAUGAUGAUUAUCUUGUUGUACGUCUUCAUCCAGUAUUUUGUCGACCCUGAUGAGCUUCGCACAGAUCCCCUAUAUAAAGAGAUCAGCUCUGAGAACAUAUGGCUGCUGUUCCCCUCACUGUGGCCUGUGCCUGUGAAGACCCCUGUGGUCCUUUCCAUCGCGGUGAUGGUACUGCUGCUAGACAUUGCCGGCUUUGUGCUGCUCGGGCAUCUGUUCCUCUUCCACAUCUACCUGAGUAUGUACCACUCUAGUCUUGCCACUUUAGUUCACCUGUCUUGA
This is a messenger RNA of Grammomys surdaster, 828 nucleotides long. RefSeq names its product probable palmitoyltransferase ZDHHC11. The record is from RefSeq and is a predicted model, not a curated record. Gene Ontology annotation, cellular component: endoplasmic reticulum; Golgi apparatus. Gene Ontology annotation, biological process: protein targeting to membrane; peptidyl-L-cysteine S-palmitoylation. The transcript has 5 exons. Gene Ontology annotation, molecular function: protein-cysteine S-palmitoyltransferase activity. NCBI's taxonomy places the organism in Eukaryota, Metazoa, Chordata, Mammalia, Rodentia, Muridae. Bases 1 to 828 code for a protein of 275 amino acids.